Messenger RNA from Alternaria hordeiaustralica, 384 nucleotides. RefSeq lists its product as uncharacterized. Bases 1 to 384 code for a protein of 127 amino acids. The record is from RefSeq and is a predicted model, not a curated record. The transcript has 2 exons. Lineage: Eukaryota; Fungi; Ascomycota; Dothideomycetes; Pleosporales; Pleosporaceae.
AUGCCCAUCUACCAAGACAAGGCUGUAAGGAUAGAGGAAGUCUCGACCUCAGAGCUGGACUCGCUGCUAGAAGAUGCUGAGGCGGUGGAGGAAGAGGGGAAGGUGGUGUACUCCGUUUCGCUGUACAUGGAUGAGCUAGAUACUUCGGGGGUCUCAGAGCUGGUCGAGCUGACAGACGUGAUAGGAGAGUCGGAAGAGGAUGUGUCAGAGGGUGUUACUGUCGGGACGGGCGUCUCGAUAGUACCAGAAUCACUGGUCAACGACUCCGACGGCGUCUCGGAAGGCAAGACGAAGCUGCUAGUGCCUGAAGUUACCGACUCAGUGUACGAAACAAGCUCAGAGUCCGUGGAUGAUUCGCUGAAUGAGGAAGACCAGUACGAAUAG